AGGCAUACCGGCUUCAGCAUCGGCCCAGGCUGGCCACCUCGGGCAGCUCUGGACCACCGCGGCGCCGCAGAGGGCGGCAGCGGAGACCCCCCCCCCCGCGCGCCAUGCUCGCGCCCGAGGAGCCCCCCCGCGCCGCGCGGCGCCCGCCCUGCUGCCCGGAGCUGGCCGCGGCUGCCGAGGCGAGCGACUCGGAGGAGUCCACGGCGUGCGGCAGCAGCCGCGCGGGCACGCCCCCGGAGAGGCACGCGCCGAGGAUCUGCUUCCGCGACCCCGCGCUGGCCGAGGUCGUGGAGGUGGAGUCCUGGAAGGAGCACAACAGGUUCACCGUGGAGGACAAGGCCCGCGCGGAGAGCGAGUGGCGGUCGGGGCUCCUGGCGCGGCUGCAGGGCGCGCGGGGCACGGCGGAGCAGCGGAGCGCCGUGGAGCAGCUCGAGGGCGCCGUGGUGGAGCUCGCCGCCGCGGGCGAGGAGAGCGGCAGCCUCGCGGUGCAGAGGGCGCUGGAGCUGGCGCCGCUGCUGCAGCGAGUGAGGCUGAUAGGCGAGCUGCACGGCUGGGUGGCGGGCUUGCUGCGUUCUGCGCACGGCGAUGGGGUUUUGCGGACCUGCCUGCAGCUGCUGCCCAGGGCCUGCGGCUUCAUCGCGCGUGAGGUCGACGGCCACGCCGUCGACUGCCUGCGGCUCCAGGGUGGCGCCGAGUUGCUCGGCGAACUGCUCCGCCGGCUGCCCACAGCACAGGUGGCCCCCAUCAAGGCCGAGCUGCUUGGGCAUCUGGACCAGCUCUGCUACCAUCCGCAAGGAGGGCAAGUCAUAGCCAGCUUGCUCGGAUGCGGCACGCGCAAAGAUCAACAGCAGACCGCCCAGAUCUUCUCAGAGCAGAUGGAGAUCAUGGAUGAGUUCCCAAGGGGAGUCCUUCACGAUCACAUCCGUGCGGCCCCUGCCUCGUACCAAACCUAAUGCUGGGGUGCCAGGAAUAUGGAUGCACAGGACGUUGUUGGCCUGGGCGAGAGCUGGAUACACAUGUCGCCGCAUGUCUUUCGCACGCUCAGCCCACCGCGUCCGUAUCCAGCGCGUCGGGCCGCCUCAUGUGAACCCAGCCAUGUGUGCUUCCAGGUUCCUGGUACAGUUGCUUCCUAUCGACCUUCCUUGGCUGCCGGCCGACUUGCCUGAAUACCCAUGCUUAUUCACACAUACAGCGCGCUCAGACACAGCACUGUGCGCUCCAAUUUGAUUGAGCGUCAAAGGCCCUCUUACAGAUGAUUUCUUAGAAGUCGGUGUGGGCGGAGUGCGAGCAGGCAGAGACGGCAAUGCAGGCCAGAGAUCGUAUCUUCCAUAUCGAAGCAUGUUUGUUGUUCCAGCUCUUGGGAACCCAGCAAGGACUGGUACCCAGGGCAACCAAUUCUUCUACAGGUGCAAAGUUCUGUGGGCCGUCUAGCACGCGAGCAUGUGGGGAAUGUGUCUUCCUAGAUGUACGCAAGUUACGUUCAAGAGGAUUCAUACCCUCGUGCUCUUGAGCGGUCUGACACUUCUUAGGAGGCUCUUCCUUCAACUCUGAUAUGGCAGGCAAAUUGCCUGACGCCUGGCAAGGGGGAACCCCUGAGAGUGCCAGGAUGUGCAUACAUCAGCCUCCGGUAGAACGUAGUGAUGCAUAGUGCGCACUUGUGCUGCCCCAGAAAAGCCCA
This is a messenger RNA of Prorocentrum cordatum, 1678 nucleotides long. The record is from the annotation of a GenBank genome assembly. Lineage: Eukaryota; Dinophyceae; Prorocentrales; Prorocentraceae.